AUGCCGCAGCGCACUGACCACGGCGCAUACCGUCUGGGAGCCGACGUCGGUGGCACCUUCACAGACGUAUACGCCUUCGCACCGGAUGGCCAGAUCGCAAGAGCAAAGGUGCCGACUACCGUCGAGGACCAAAGCAUUGGCAUCAAGAACGGAAUCAGGAAGGUGCAGCAGACGCUCAAAGAACGAUAUGCUUGGGAUGGGAGAUUCCAGUUUAUACAUCAUGGUACCACGGUGGCCACCAACGCUGUUCUCGAAGGCAAGGGAGCCCGAACCAAUCUGAUUGUCACGUCGGGCCACAAGGAUAUCCUCGCCGUUCGCCGGUCGCAGAUCCCCGGGGGCCUCGGCGCAUGGCUGCAUUAUACGCCCCCCGAUCCGAUCGUCCCUCUGGAACGGGUGAUCCAGUGCUCGGAGCGAAUGUCAGUAGAUGGGAAGACGGUGGUUCCCGUGGAUACGGAUGCGCUUCGUGCUGAACUGGCAGCGUGGGUGAAGGAACGGCCAGAAGCAGUGGCCAUCUCCUUGCUCAACUCACACGCAAGUAGCGAGCAUGAGGCCUUGGUAGCCGAUGUGGUGCGCGAGAUGCUCGGAUCUGAUGUGACCAUCAUCCGCUCCAGUGAUGUGCUCCGGGAGGUGGGCGAAUAUGAGCGGACAGUCACCACAUGCACCAACGCACUUGUCAAACCGGUGGUACGGACAUACCUCAGCAGCCUGCAGGACUUGCUCGCCGAGGACGGGGAGGUAAUUCGCAUUCUCAAAUCGGACGGUGGCCUGACGAGCCUGGGUCUGGCAGGGCAGUUGCCCGUCAACAUCCUGAUGUCGGGCCCGGCGGGAGGCGUCCAGGGCGUCGCGGACGUCGUCACCCGAAACACCCCGUACAAGAACUUGAUCACCUUCGAUAUGGGUGGAACGUCGACGGAUGUCGCCUUGAUUUACCAGGGGAAGCCUCAGCUCCGACGCGAGACCGUGGUGGGCGACCUCACGGUCCGCUCGCCUGCCGUCGACAUUCGAACCGUGGGCGCCGGAGGUGGCUCCAUUGCCAAAUACAUGGGCAUCACGGAAACGUUGAGAGUCGGACCGGAGAGUGCGGGCGCGAGCCCCGGCCCUGCUUCUUACGACAAGGGCGGGGCGGAAGCCACCGUCACAGACGCCAACCUCGUGCUGGGCUACCUGCCAGACACCCUCCUGGGCGGCGAAUUCACCCUCAACGCCCAGGCGGCGUGGGCUGCGGUCGAGGACAUCGCGAAGCAGAUGAACCUGUCGGUUGCGCAGACCGCCGAGGACAUUAUCAACCUGGUGAACGAGACAAUGUACGGCGCGCUGCGUCUGGUCUCGGUGGAACAGGGCUAUGACCCGAAGGAUUUCGCACUGGUUGCCUUUGGAGGCGCGGGUCCUCUCCAUGCCAAUGCAGUCGGAAAGCUCCUCGGCGCGUGGCCCGUCAUCGUACCUCCGUCUCCAGGCACGCUGUGUGCUUUGGGCGAUGCGACGACGAGACUCAGUCACACCCAGUCAUCUUCCUUUAUCAGCCUCCUCUCGGCGACUACAUCGCGGGAGGUGAAACGCCGCUUCGAUGAAUUGGAGGCAUCCUGCAGAGAAACGAUGCACGCUUCGAACCUGAACCAGCCCCUUGACCUGGACAUUAGCUACCACAUUGAUCUGCGAUACCGCGGCCAGGCCUUGAACUUGACGGUUGACUUGGAUGCAGGCACUCUUUCGCUCGACGACGAGCCAUGGAGAAACGUCCUGCAGGCGAAGUUCAACCAACUCCACGAGCAACAGUUCAAAUACUGUCUUCCCAAUUUUGAGCUAGAGCUGAUGCGUCUCGAGGUGGUUGCGGUUGAUGCAUCCCCUAGCAUCGGCCUUCCUCAGCUCAGCAAAGCCGAGUCGACUAAACCACCCGCCGAGGCCUUAGUAUCGAAGAAGAAGAUUAUUAUCGAAGGUCGGGAGAUUGUGGCGGCCCUCUGGGACCGUGAAAAGGCGACCCAGCAAGGUAUGCGGUUCGAGGGACCGUGUAUCAUCACGGAAACAGACAGCAACACCCUGAUCCUUCCUGGGUACUACGGUGAGAUCGACUCGAUCGGGAACAUUCUCAUCCGACCUGUUGGAGAUGCCACGGGGGGACCGGCGACAGACCAGAGCCCCGAAGCAGCGCUACGGACGGUGCAAUCGACGCCGCUAAUCCCCACCCUCGUCGCCUCUGCUCUCGCCUCCAUCCGCAGUGAGAUGGACACACUCAUGCUGCGUUGUAGCAUGUCCCCCGCGAUCCGCGAGCAGCAGGAUGAAUUCAAUGUGAUCACGACGGCGGAGGGCAAGAUGCUUGUUGGCCAGUUUGGCAGUUUCAUCACACAGUUUCUAGGAGCCUGGAAAGGCACGAUUGAGGAGGGUGAUGUAUUCAUUACGAACGAUACCUACAUGAUCGAAGGAGCGGUCACACACCUGAACGAUGUAAUUGUCCUCCUGCCAAUCUUCUAUGAGCAUCGACUGAUAGGAUGGGCAUCACAAUUCGGACACUUGACGGACGUAGGAGGAAUCGUCCCCGGCAGUAUGUCCAUCAACGCGUCCUCCAUAUUCGAUGACGGGGUCCAGAUCCCUUGUAUAAAGCUGUACGCCAAGGGGAUUAUGAACUCGGACCUGGUCGAUCUGCUGUGCCGCAACUCCCGACAACCAGAUUGGUACCGGUCCGACCUGAUGGCCAUUAUCACUGCCUGCCGAACCGCCUCCAGCCGUGUGUGCGAGCUGGCAACGCGGUUCGGGUGCGAGAUUUACCUCGCGGCCUGCAAUGAAUUGCUCUUGCGCAACCGCACGGCAAUGGCUAAGAUCAUCGACGCCGAUUUCGAUCCAGAGCCAGCCACGUUUACAGACUUUGUCGAUGACGACGGACACGGGAUCGGGCCGUGGGCAUUGACCUGUACAACGAAGAAACUGGAAGACGGGAGACUGCUCUUUGACUGGAGUGGUACUUCUCCUCAGAGCGACCACAGCAUCAACUUCUACCUCUCCGAGACCAUGUUCAAGAUGUUCAUCGGGUAUUACAUGAUCGCCGCAGCCGCACCAGGCACCGUGAUCAACGACGGCUUCCACGAUCUCAUCGAUAUCUAUAUCCCCGAGGGCAGCGUCCUCAAGCCCAUCCGACCAGCACCGAUCUCAUGCCGAACGCACAUGCUGGGUCGGACCAUGGACGUGAUGCAAGCCCUGAUUGCAAAGAAGAACUCCGUCUACGCCGCCGCCGCCGGCUUUAGCGACUCCCCCCACUUCUUUUACUCGGGCUACAAACCAGAUGGCGAAUGGUACCAGCUGUACCAGAUCGGCUUCGGGGGUGUCCCAGCCCGACAAGCCGGGGACGGUCUCGACUGCCACUGUCUCUUCCCUGCCAUCAAGUCCAUUCCCACCGAGAUCAUCGAACUGAAUUACCCCCUUCGCAUCGAAGCCAACGAAAGCGUCCCCGAUAGCGGUGGCCCGGGCUUCUUCCGCGGUGGCAACGCACAGCGAACGCACUACCGAUUCCUCUGCCGCGGCGAGUUCUCUCUCCACGAUGACCGGUGGUUCACCAAACCAUGGGGAAUCCAGGGCGGAAAGCCAGGAUCACGCUCUCGGAAGGUCCUGUAUAGAUAUUCCCAGUCGGAGGAAAACCCACCGGUCGAGAUUCUCCCCUCAAAGUGCGACCACAUUCGCGUCGACACGGGAGACCUUCUUGAGUGGGUGACAUGGGGUGGUGGUGGACUGGGAGACCCUCUGACUCGACCUGCGGAGAAGGUGGCGCUCGAAGUCCGCCGACGACUGGUGACUGUGCAGGGAGCGCGCGAGGGUUACGGGGUCGUGGUGAGCCCGGAUGAUCUGAGCCUGAACGAAGCUGAGACAGAGGUUUUGCGAAGGACCCUAGUAGCCGCUCGUGAUGCUGGGGGUGCGACGGACCAAUAUGAUCGCGGCGGGAGCAUUGAAGAGUUGAGGAAGUCCUGCUUGGAGGAGACGGGGCUUCCUCCUCCCAGACCGCAAUGGGAGCAGGAGCUGUAUGGGCCACAUGUCCGGAUACCCUACGUUCAGGAGUGGUAUGCACGGAUGAGAAAACAGGCGGAUGGGGGUUUGUAG
Molecule: messenger RNA, 4080 nt
Organism: Aspergillus terreus NIH2624
Lineage: Eukaryota; Fungi; Ascomycota; Eurotiomycetes; Eurotiales; Aspergillaceae
Exons: 1
Coding region: 1-4080 (1359 amino acids)
Biological process (GO): glutathione metabolic process
Cellular component (GO): cytosol
Molecular function (GO): 5-oxoprolinase (ATP-hydrolyzing) activity
Source: RefSeq, a predicted model, not a curated record